Molecule: messenger RNA, 3006 nt
Organism: Polistes canadensis
Lineage: Eukaryota; Metazoa; Arthropoda; Insecta; Hymenoptera; Vespidae
Product: putative leucine-rich repeat-containing protein DDB_G0290503
Exons: 20
Coding region: 1-3006 (1001 amino acids)
Source: RefSeq, a predicted model, not a curated record
AUGUCUUAUGUAGAGCAUGGACCUCGUGUUUUCUUAAUUGGUAGACACAAUAACAAUAUGCCAUUAGCCUAUGGUGAUUAUAUUGUUCCAAAAAAGAGAUUAGAAGGUCGUUUAAAAAUGUAUGAAUCUUGUUCAGAUAUUAGAGCUUGGAGUUCUAAUCCUUUAGAAACUUCACGAUAUUUUCGAGAACUUGCAGAACAUACUUCUCUGUCUGGAAAAAUAAUACCAUUUAAUGUAGUUGUCGAGAACAUCAUAGGUCUUACUUCACAAGCUCAAAAUGAACUACAAAUACUACGUAAAGAAUUAAAAAAAUAUAAAUCUCUUAAAUUAACAACUGAGCAAGAAAAACAUUUACAAACUUUUGAUAAUCAAAUUAUCGCAGAUUAUCAAAAAGAAAAACAGUAUAAAGACAACAGCAUAUUAAAAGCAUCAUUAAAAGAAAGCUUUAAAAUUAUCGAUAAAUCUAUUUCUUUGCCACAUUUAGAUUCAUAUUUAUCUAUUCAAUUUAAUCAUGAACAAAAUAUUCAAUAUAACGAUAGACAUUAUCGAGGCUUUUCAUUGUUCAAUCAAAUAGAUUCACUGUCAUGCAAAGCUUCUUAUUUAUUGCCAAAGUUAAAAUCAAUAUAUUUUUCUUCAAAAAGUGGGAACGUUGAAAGAAAUAAACAUUUAAAUGUGGAAACAGAUAUUCUUACAAAUUUAGAAGAUAAAUAUACCCAAGUUGCAUGCAUAGAAUAUGCUGAUAUAUCUGUGCAAGUCAUAUGGGAUAUGUAUGAGACAGGAACUCAAACUGAUUGUCUAAUGGAGUAUAUAACAUCUAGCGAAACUAAAAUUUCUUCGAUCAGAAUCGAGAGUGAAUCUGAAUCUAAUAGUAUCACUGAAAGUGAAUUUGAUAGUGAAUUUAAUGAAAAAUCUCAUAAAGAGAUUAUUAUUCAAAAGGAUAGCGAAAUAAUUGCAUUAAAAAAUGAAUUUAGUGCAAAAGAAGCUGAAGUUGAAGAAUUAGAAAUUAUGUUGAAGGAAAAGGAUGAAACUUUGGGUACCCUUAGAAGAGGACUUAAAUUAUACACAAAUACGUGUAUAAUGGAGCAAUUAAAAAUGGAGUUGACUAAAAAGUGUGAUUUCUCUUUUUUACAAUCACAAGAAAUAGAGAAAUUAAGAUUACAUGUUAAAGACACUGCUAUUUUACUUGCCGAAAAAGAUUCGCUAGUGAAAAAGGUAAAAGAAAUGGAACAUCUUUCGAAAGAAGCAGAAAAUUAUCGACUUACUCUUGACGAAUUAAAAACAGCUUUAUGUGAGAAGGAUGAAAUACAAAAGCAAAAUUUAGAACAAAAAUGUAUACUUAAUGAUCAAGAGGAUGAAAUAAAACGUCUACUGAUAUUAAUACAACAAAUGUCUAGUACUCAUAAUGAUCAACAGACAGUUACACUAGAAAAUGUUAAAAAACAUUCUAAGGAAUCUAUAUGUAGUUCUCAUUUAAAUUAUCAUUUCAUUUCAUCUGAUUCUAAUUCAGAAGUUGAUGAAUCCAAUGCAAUGAUGCUCAAGCGAACACAGACAUCACAAAAAAAUCUAUUAGAAAAUAUACAAUUCAGUUGGGCUAAUACUGAAACGAUUAAUAAUGCAGUAAUGCAUGAGUACACAGAUUUUGAAAAUCAUUCAAAUAAAGAUACAUCUGAACCAGACUCAUGGAAUUCAGCAAAAACUGAAGUAUCAAUAUUAACUAUUAAUGAUAAUACAAAUAUUGAAAAUAUGGUAGUUGAAGAAGUAUCAAGAUCACUUAUAAAAAUGCAAUUUCUUAUGAAGCAAUUACAAGUAUAUGCUGAAAGAGAACGACCAUCUUUAAUUAAACAAAUCCAUGAUCUCUAUAAGGUUUUAAUCGAUAAUAAAUCAGUAAUCGUGUGGUCUCCAGAAUCACAAGAAACUUUAAUUAAAAAUAAAUUGUUAGAUCUAAAUGAUGAAUACAUCGACAAGAUUUUUACAACUCAAUUUAAAUGUUCUAUUAAUAAAUUGAAUGAACUAUCUAAAGCUCUUAAAGAAAAAAUUCGAAUGGGUGAAGGUGAUUGCGUGAGACCGGAGAAAUCAGAAUGGGAUAUGAUUAAAGAAAAUUUCAGAGCACUUGAUGUCGAACUUAAUCAAAAAAAUCAACUAAUUAAACAAUUGCAAGAUACACAUAAAUCAAAUAAUGUUACAUUAUCAGCAUUGCACUUAUUGCAAGAAGAAAAUACUAAUCUGCGAAAAAAACUUGAUGAUGCUAAUGAAAUCAUUUGGGGAAAUAAUAAAUUAAUAAAAGACUUAAAAGAUAAACAAGAGGAUGAUAAACAUAACUUUGCAUCAACGCUUCUUGAAUACAACACACUGCUUGCAAAAAGAGAAAAUAUAAUUAAUAAUUUAGAAAAAAUAGAGAAAGAUAAUACAGAGAAGCUCUUAAAGAUACAGAAUUUAAUUCAUGAAGUUGAAAACAAAAAUUUAGAAAUAGAAAAUUUAAGAAAUCGUGUAAACGAUUUAUCCGAAGAAAAUGAUAGUCUUUGUAAACAACUUAUGUUUCACAAGGGAAAUUAUGAAGAUAAAUUGACAAUAUUAAAGAAGAAAUACGAUAGCAGCAUAAAAGAUGCAUCUACGGAAAUACAACAUAAACAGACAAAACUACAAGAAGACAAAUUACGAAUUCUAAAAAACCAUAAUUUAAAGCUUAAAAAUCAUGAUUCUUCUAAGACAUUGAUGAAUCUACAGAAACAUUCAUUACAUAAUAAGGAUGAAAAUAAGAGUAAAGUAAAAAACUUCUUUCGUAAUAUUGCUUGGGAAGAAACGAUAUUUUUUGAUCCAACUUCUCAUACAAAUAAAUACAAAAAUAUCUUAAAUUCAAGAUUGAAUAAUAAUGAGAAAAAAUAUGCGAAUAGAAAUGUAACAUCGAUAUCUGCUAACAGAACAAUAACAAAAAAUACCAUUGAUUGGCAAAGAAAUAAUUUCAUUUAUCAAUGUAGUGUACAUCAUAAAAAAAGUAACAUUUGUUGA